Drosophila ficusphila is the source of this 3217-nucleotide messenger RNA. RefSeq names its product alanine--tRNA ligase, mitochondrial (gene AlaRS-m). The record is from RefSeq and is a predicted model, not a curated record. NCBI's taxonomy places the organism in Eukaryota, Metazoa, Arthropoda, Insecta, Diptera, Drosophilidae. Gene Ontology annotation, biological process: alanyl-tRNA aminoacylation; tRNA modification. Gene Ontology annotation, molecular function: alanine-tRNA ligase activity; amino acid binding; aminoacyl-tRNA deacylase activity. The transcript has 10 exons. Gene Ontology annotation, cellular component: cytoplasm; mitochondrion. The coding region runs from base 96 to 3134 and encodes 1012 amino acids.
UUUUUUAGGUUCGUGGUGAACGGCUAGUCUAUCAGCUGUUCGGACUCAGAUUUCUGCCGAGAGAUUUUAAUUGCCGGUUUUAAUUAAACUGCGGCAUGUACAACUCGGCCAAACAGCUGCAGCGCGUGCUGACAGCGCGCGAGAUUCGGAAGACGUUCCUGGACCACUUCACUCUGAACCAUGGGCACAAGUUCGUCCGCUCCAGCCCGGUGGUGCCUUUUUGUGACCCCACGGUGGCUUUCGUUAACGCGGGCAUGAAUCAGUUUAAAUCGGUAUUCCUGGGUACAGCAGAAGCGCCCUACAAACGGGUGGUCAAUUCCCAAAAGUGCGUCCGUGUUGGUGGGAAACACAAUGACCUAUCCGUCGUCGGCACAGAUGGGUAUCAUCACACUUUCUUUGAGAUGCUGGGAAAUUGGUCGUUCGGGGAUUACUUCAAGCGGGAGGCUUGUGCCAUGGCUUUGGAACUGCUCCGCGGACCCUACAAUAUCGAUCCAGGUCGCCUAUAUGUAACCUACUUUGCUGGCGAUAAGGUGCUGGGUAUACAAGCUGAUCUGGAGUGCUUUGAGAUCUGGAGAAGCUUGGGUUUUCCCUCCUCGCGGAUUUUACCAUUUGGCUGCGCAGACAACUUUUGGGAAAUGGGAGCCACUGGACCAUGUGGCCCUUGCACUGAGAUCCAUAUAGAUCAUCGUCCAGAUCUUGGAAGCGUGGAGCAAAGAGCUAAAUUAGUAAACGCUGGUCGCUCCGAUCUCACAGAGCUGUGGAAUCUUGUUUUUAUACAGUACAAUCGACACGCGGAUGGCAGCAUAUCUCAACUACCCGCCCAUCAUGUUGACACCGGAAUGGGUUUUGAGCGUUUAACUGCGGUGCUCCAAAACAAGACUUCCAACUAUGAUACCGAUUUGUUCACGCCGAUAUUUGAUGGCAUCCAACAAGAGGCUAAGGCUCCGGUUUACAGUGGAAGUUUUCCGGAUGGAGCAAAUUCAGCACUGUUGGACACCAGCUACAGAAUACUCGCCGAUCAUGCACGUAUGAUUACUGCCUGUUUGGCUGAUGGAAUGCUUCCUGAUCAGAAUCAAAAACUGCGGCGUGUGCUGCGCAAAGCUCUUAACAUUUCGGAGCAUGUUUUUGCCCAUGAAAAGUUGCUGACCCAACUAGUUCCCAUUGUGGUGGAGACUCUUGGGGAGGCUUAUCCCGAGAUGUCAGCCAAACAACAGGCAGUCAUCGACUUAAUUAACCACGAGCAAGAGGUGUACAAAAAUCUAAGAGAAAGUUCUUCCAAAGCGUUUGCUGAGGUCCUUACCGAGUUUCCCAAUCUGGACGAUAUUGAUUUAAUGGAGUGUCCAGGAUUCGUGCCCGCCUACCGAGAGUUUCAAGUGCAACGCUGCAAGUUUUCCAACAACACAAUUCCAGGGGACUUCCUUUACAAGUUAACGGACACCUAUGGGCUUACUGAAGAGAGCUUCCUCAAGCUGGCUGAAUUGGAGAACAUGAAUUGUGAUCUGGAGCGGUACAGGGCGGAGAUCAGUCUGGCCAAGAUGAAAGCCAAGGGCAUCCAGAAAGAGAUCGAGGGAUCUCCUUGCGACUUGGCUAAUGAACAACGCAUUGGCGAGGCUCAGGCUAAGUUAACAAAACGUCUGAAACCCACCGACAACAGUCACAAAUAUGCCUACUCCUUCGACAAGGAGAGUGAUUCGUACCAGAUACCUCCUCUUAAGACUCGAGUACAGGGAAUGCUCCUCAACGAUGCGGAAGUGUCACGAACCCAAGGCAGUCGCAUACAGGCUCCCUCAACCGAUCUUAUUUCAAUUGUCACUACAGCUAGCAACUUCUAUUAUGAAUCCGGAGGUCAACAAUCGGAUGGUGGAAAGAUACUUGUGAAAAAUCACCAUCAGCCAGAGAAUCCUCAUUUACUGAACGUGGUCUGUGUAAAACAUCUCAACGACUGUGUGGUUCAUGUCUGUAAAUUAUCCAGUCCCUCGGAUGCUUUUGAGUUGGCAAUCGGAGACGAAGUGGAACUGCAGGUGGAUGCCCAGCAGAGACAAUUAAACACGUGUCAUCAUACAGCCACCCAUCUGCUAAACGCUGCCAUCCGUUCACUCUUUAAGAAGGUGACCUACCAGGUGUCAAGCUCAGUGACCAGUGAUCAGUGCAAACUGGAAGUGGGUCUUCUAGGAAAACGCAUCCAGAAAACCGAUGUACAGCUCAUCGAAGAUCUGAUCAAUCGCAUCAUCUGCUCUUCCACGCCGGUUAACGUUGAGUUGCUGAGUGCCGCAGAAGUCCUCCAACAAAAUGACAUCACCAUGGUGCCCGGAGAGGUCUAUCCAGAGCAGGGAUUGCGUCUGGUCAACGUGAAUAGCCCCGAACUGCAUCUUAGCUCUAAGGAGCUGUGCUGUGGCACCCAUGCAACCAAUACCAGUGAACUAUCCUGCUUCUGCAUUGUCAAUUUAAAGCAGACAAACCGAGCGAGAUUCUCCUUCACCGCUGUGGCUGGCCAGGCGGCGGAAAAUGUGCUAAAAACUGCUGCCUUGCUUCGCCAUCGCGUGGAUCUUCUCGAGAAACAGUUUCAAACUAAUAAACUCACAAAUGCAACUGAGGGGGAACUGCAGACAAUUCGUCACAACAUGCUGCACACGGACAUUAAGCUGCCAUACGCGUUUAAGAUGGAUACGCUGGAGCGCAUCACCGAGAUGCUAAAAAGAAUCAAAGAUUCUUCUCGCACAACCCUGAAGGAAUUUGUGGAUGUGGAGAUGCGGAACCUGCUGCAGGAAAAGCCUCUGGAUACUCACCCCUUCAUCCUGCACUAUAUCACCAGCUCCGCUCUUGUGGAGGAGAUUCCUCUGCAACGGGCCACCAAACUCUGCCAGGAUCGCCCAGUUCUUGUGAUCAGCAUGUGUGAUAGCGUGGUCAAGGCGCGCUGCUGUGUACCAGCAAACUGCAUCACAGAACAAUUUAACGCUUCCGCAUGGCUGCAAUCGUUCGCAGAAACCUUUGGAGGUCAGAUAGCUGUGCCCAAGGGUCAGAAUCCGCAAGCCGUAUGCAAUAUGAAGGGCCGAAGGGUCAGCAGCAACCUUUUUGAGGAACAGCUGGAUCAGGCAAUGUCAAAGGCACACUCGUACGCUAAGCUUUAUCUGUAGGAAUUAGUUGUGAUUACCCUCCAAAUGUGCUAGCUGUAAGCUUGCCCCUUUGAAAGAAUUAAAAUGUGAAGAAUUAUUAUGUA